CCCGUCGUACACAGAGCUCGGUCGAAGCCCGUGCGCUGACGACAGAGAGGACCAGAAAACGUACACAGCUCCUCUUGGACACAUCGGAACCGUACCGAAGGCGAAUGUCCGCGAAACUCCACUUCAAUUAACGCAUUUCGGAAUUCGGCUGGCCCAUUGCUGAUGCUGCUUUGCCCAGGUGUGUGUGUGAGUGUGUAAUAUGAUGAAAGUUCCUUAAAAACCGCACACAAAGCACAGAGAGCGGGUCAUUCGAGUCUCGAUCACAAGGGUGCAUCAAAACGAACCAAACCAGCUGCGAAUGCACCAGCGUUAAGGAAACUGCACAUUCAAACUGCACACUGCGGGGUCAGAGUAAAGUAAAACAAGCGGACUCGCUAGCAACGUACAUUACACAUGCAACAGCGCACGCGAAAAAGCGAAAGCUUCUGGUGUGCAGGCCAUUGCGCGCUUGUUGACACGAAAAACGGCUUUUCCUGCCCGUCCCCCUCUCGGUGAGGUCGUGCCCCACCGGUCAAGAAGGAAGUGAAUUAUACUGCCGCGAGUGAAAACCGUUGCAAAUUGCCAGAUUUUCAGAUACACGCGGAGAAGCUGGAGGGAAUUGCAUCCACCGCGUAGCGGCUGCAUAGAGAAAGUAGCGUUUGCAGCAGCAUCAUUAACAGCAGUGCCGGUGUGUUUGUGUCUGUGUUGAGUGUUUUCCUUGUUUCCGUGGCCUACUAGCGGGCGGGUACAUUGGGGUUGCAAAAAGAAAAAAAAAGAAAACGUUUAAUGUCAUCCGCGUAGGGUUUGGCACACCACGAAAUAGCGCGCGCGGUUUGUGUCUUCUGGGAAGACAUUUUGCUCUGUAGUGGCAGUAAAGCAGGCGGUGAAGAAAAUUUUCCACUUCCGUUGCUAGCUCGCGUCCAAGAAGAACGAGCUAGGUGGAUUCGUUUCCAUUUCUCCGUGUCGGUGGCAAGGCUUAUCUGGCCAGUGAGAUUAGUAGGUACGCGUGUUGUGCGCAGUGAAAAAAGUGCAGUUUUCCAUAAGUAAAGGUCGUUUGUGAAAGGUGCUCCAGAGAAACGACGCGAAAGGAUGCCGUUCAUUUCCAAGGAUUGGCGCUCGCCGGGAGACUCCUGGGUGAAGACGGACGAGGGCUGGGAGAAGCUGAAGGUGCUGGAGUGUGUCAAGCGGAAACGAUGCAUUUCGGAGUGCAGUAGCACCAGUGACACCGAGAACGACACUGAGAAUGGCGACAACGAAGUAGUACCGCCACACUGUCACAUCACGCUGAAGUGCACCCGGGAGAUUGCCGGCUUCAACGGGCUCGGGGAGGCGGUCCGGCGGCUCGAUUUCCGCAGCUCGGUACGGGACGGCCGUCGGUUUAACUACGUCUGUGCGCUGCUCCGGCUGCUCGUGUCCGGCAAGGGCAUAACCAGCCUUCCGGGCGGUGCCCAGCGGCUGCUGCUCCAGAUGCUGGAGGAGGUAGCGACGUACGUGAGCGACUCGCAGCAGAACAUUAACGUGCUGCGGGGGCUGGUGCAGCAGCUGCGCGCGCUGCUGAACCAGGAGAACCAAAAGUGCUGGGGCAAACCGCUCGGCAGCCAGAGCCUGUGGGCCGAGCACGUGCAAACCAUCCAGCGCAUACAGGAUAUAGCUAGUCAGAUUGAAAUUAAGGAGCCCGGUCCAAACAUUCGUCCAAAACUACACGACCUGCCCGAGGAGUGUGUGCGCGAGAUCAUACUCCGAAUCACCGACUACAAGGAUCUGGAAGCGUCGGCCUCCGCCUGGUCGCUGAUGGCCGCCCUCAUCUCCGAGCAGCGGGUGUGGCGCGAGCUGUCCCACUACCACUUCACCAAGCAGCAGAUCGAUGUGGUGCUGGAGAAGAUGUGUCUGCAGGAUACGAAGGAGCGGCACCGCAACUGGCAGGCGAUCUACCACGCCUUGCGCAAGAUGUACGGUGUGCGGGAGGAGCUUCAGUAUGCGGAAAUUCUAGCGUUCUGUCGGCUGUGUCGCUGCCUGUUCUGGCCAUCCGCGGGUCAUCCGUGCAUCGUCGACCAGUGUCCCGAUUUUCGGCAGCGCGUCCAGGAGGCGGGCAACAGUAAUAGCAACGAAACACAGCCCGUGCCGCCGGCAAAGUUUCUGCAGUACUUUUCGCUGUAAGCGAGUGAGGAGCAGAGCCUCUCAUGCGCUGUUGUUGUACUUCCAUUGCUGGCAAUGAUCACGGGCGAUAGCAGAACGUUUGAAGAAGCUGGUGCGCGAACGCCAGCCAAGGACGCGAGAAGGAUCGAUACCGAACAGCCACAGCCACUCUAUCUUCACUCAACUACAUAUAUAUUUAUAUUUUUCUAAACUAAACAGAGAACCAACAAGACAAGCCGAGCAGUGUGCGUAAUUUUUGUGUUCAAACGUGGCGACAUCCCCAUGGAGAGAUAGAAAGUGAGACGUUAGUGAUACAUGACUACAUCUUGUAAAACCCGGUUAACCACACACGGAAAAGAACUGAACAGGGGGGUUUUAAAGCGCCAAACACAACCGACCCACAGGAGCCGGCACUGUUAUAGGGAGAAGAAAAGCUUGGAAACGAUCGAAAACAAGAAAAAAAAACUUUAUAUAUAUUCAUAAAAGAGUAACCCAACACAGAGAUACAUAUUUUGGGAAGAUGAGGUGCGCCGGCAUGUAAGUUUUACCGUUAAAAAGGAACUAUUUUCAAAAGAGCCAGCAAAUCCAUAUUUAAUCCGUUGCAUGUGCGUACAGGAAUGUGCUACAAACUAUUUACCUAAUGUAUCGGGGCAUGUGUUGUAAUAAUCAGCGGCGACCGUGUGGUUGACCGAAAUCCCACACACACACACACGACAUCGGACAAUACGGUUCGUACAGGAAAUUCUUGAGCCCGUUUUUUUCAAACAACCAUUCACUUUCUUACCGAUAGUAAUGGUGUAGCAUACGUACGAUAGGAAUAUGAAUUUUGCAUAGCAAGUUACUCCUUUAACCCGUAUUACCACUACUCUACAAAUGUGAUCGAUCGGAGCGAUUGCAAUUUCUUCACGUGUUUAGUCAGAACGGACGCAGUUUUUUCUCUAUCUAAUUGUGAUAAGUGAAAGUAGUUGGUUAGACUCGGUUGUUCAAACUGUGUUUCGCCCGUUUCGUGCGUAGUAAUAAUGAUCUUGAUUCGAUGAUAUUAACACAAAACAGGUGACCGAACGAAGGCAAACUAGAGAAUGGAAAAGGGAUGGUUUGAAGUUUGAAGGUGAGGUUGUGUGUAAAGAUGAGAUUGUGGAGCAGUCAGAAGGCAGAUGAGUAUGUAGCAAUUAUGUGAUAUGUGAAAAGCGAUGCCGAUGCGGAUGGGGCGAGAAUAGAGAUCGGAAAAGGCAAUCGGAGUGAGAGAGAUGGCAGAAAUAGGAAACAUUUUUCAUAAAGCGAACGUUAGUUUUUUAGCAUUGCAACAUUGCAUUCAAUUUUAUGUAUAGAGAUGAACGAACGUAGCUUUUUGGGACGUUUUGUGCGGACUCUUUCGAACGCAGUUAGCUUAGCGUACACAUCGAACGUACUCGAAGUAGAUGGUACUGCUGUACCAGAAGCACUCGAUGGCGUACCGUAUCGAUAGAGAAUUUCAUUUCCCGUUUCUGACUCGUUCAACUAUUUUACAUGCGAUGCGCAAUACUGGUGGACGGCGGGAAGGAGCAGCAUCCUCAAAUCCGAUAUCAUCAUAUCUCGUAGAAUAAGCAUAAAUAUCGUUUGAUUUCACUGGUAGUAUAAACAAUUAUUUCAAUGUCUCUUCUUCGACAGUUCGAGGAUGGGGUUUCCCCCCCCCCACGAUUCAGUGUUCCGUUGUGUCCGUGUUUGAUAGUGUAUGCAUCGUUGGAAUUAUAGAUUCCCUUCAUUUCUCGUUCAAUGGAAGCAAAUCGACACAAAACACGCUUAGUAGAAUUCCAUGUAGCAGCAGCAGCUCUGGCGGGAUGGGUAAAAGUCCCGCGCCGAGCGUCGUAUAUAGGACAGGGAUGGAGUUGAGCUGAUGGAAGCAAAGAAAAGGUUAACUGGAACGCACUGGUUGGAGAUGAGCGAUGCGCCGAGGGAAAGCUAAGUAGGACGUAACUUACUCAAGUAAUGGAAGCAAAAUAUCACUACAGACAAGUGAAGAAUUUUAAGUAAAUCUAUUACGAUAUUAAAAA
Anopheles coluzzii is the source of this 4145-nucleotide messenger RNA. Its product is annotated as F-box only protein 25. Gene Ontology annotation, cellular component: cytoplasm; SCF ubiquitin ligase complex; nucleus. Gene Ontology annotation, biological process: protein ubiquitination. The transcript has 6 exons. Gene Ontology annotation, molecular function: protein binding. Bases 1069 to 2136 code for a protein of 355 amino acids. The record is from RefSeq and is a predicted model, not a curated record. Lineage: Eukaryota; Metazoa; Arthropoda; Insecta; Diptera; Culicidae.